Molecule: messenger RNA, 3891 nt
Organism: Homarus americanus (American lobster)
Lineage: Eukaryota; Metazoa; Arthropoda; Malacostraca; Decapoda; Nephropidae
Gene: nuf
Product: rab11 family-interacting protein 4-like
Exons: 16
Coding region: 129-1979 (616 amino acids)
Biological process (GO): regulation of cytokinesis; endocytic recycling
Cellular component (GO): cleavage furrow; midbody; endocytic vesicle
Source: RefSeq, a predicted model, not a curated record
CAGUCUUACUGUGACUGUGAGUGAGGGAGGUUGUGUGCCGCUCCCGUGGUGGCGUGUCCGCUAUCCCGUGUUUAUAAGUGAUUGGGAAAUACCCAAGUGUCAUGAGAGGCCACGUAAAGUGAUGAAAAAUGGCGGUGUCGGAGGAGUUUGUAAACCAACUCCGACAAGUGUUUGAGGUGUGUGACGUAGAGAAUCGAGGAACUAUAAGUAUCGCUCAUCUACUGCAGCUGGCCGGGGAGCACUUCGGCUCCUCCCAGAAUAGUGUGACCUCGGCCGUAGCGAGUUUAGGGGUCAAUGGUGACUCGAUAACCUUCCCCCAGUUCUGUGAGGUCGUGGCUACCAUACUCACCUCCCAUGGCUCGAGUACGGAGGUGGUGGCUGGUGGAGGAGGAGGUGGUGGAGGAGGUAGCGAGAAGGAGGAGGACUUGGUGGACGGCAUCCCUCACUCCACCCCCAAGAGACCCGCGGUGAGUGUGAAGAGACGGCUGACAGGUGUUGAGGAGUCAGUUGGUUCUGGCCGCCGCAGGAAGUACGGUUACCUGGAAGCGUCAUCUGCUAGUCCUAUAUCUCUGGGUGUGGAGAGGAUGCCCGGCGACGACCGUGGGUCACCCUCAUCCCUCACUGACCUCGACUCUGCGCUAGGAGGCAGCACCACCUCCCCGGACUCCACCAGGAAGACACACAGUGGGUGUUCGAGUAUGAGCGACCGUGAGGAGGAGAACUUCGAGUGUUACGGAGAGGCUGACGACAUAGAAUGUGACUCUGACUCGGCCAGGAUGGGUGAUGAUCUUGACGGCAGCAUCAGGAGCCCCCCACACUCUCUACCCCCUAGUAAUUUUAGUCGCAGGAAUUCGUGGGUCAGAAGGUCUUUGCGUGGCUCACCGUCCAGCGCACAGGAGAAAAUCAUCCCUCCUCGACGCUGGGCUUCCUUCAGACACGCCCCUAAGCGGGUCGGAGGCACGGCGGUGGCGUCCCAGCUCUACCGCACCUCCUCCUUCUCCUCAGGCCGCUCUUCCGCCGCUGAUCAGGAAGAUAUGUACUCUGACGCAUCUCUCGAGGACGACGUACUCGACCUCAACCACAAGGUACAAAUGUUGCAGCAGCAAGUAGGAGUUUUAGCAGAGAAUCAGGUGAACUCAGAUGACAGGUUCUCCCGAGUGAAGCAGGACAAUGCUGCCUACCAUGAAAGAGUGGUGAUGCUGGAGGAACAGCUGCGCGAGACAGAGCUGCGGCACGAGGAUAGACAUGCAGAGGAACAGCGCAGGAACAGAGAGCUCAUAACCCGAAUUGAACGAGAAAAAGAACUUAUUAUAGAAAACAUUUCCAUUAAGUUGACAAGUGUAGAAAAGGAUAAUACUGCGAUAGAUAAUGAAUGUAAACGCUUCAAGUCACAGGUUGAGAAGUUACAGAAAGACAAGGAGUUACUGGAAGAUUGGGCAUCUGAGGCAGAGUUCUCGGCUUCUGCUCUGCAUCAGGAGAAUUCAAAGUUAGCAGAACUAUCCAGGAGAGAGAAAGAAGAAAUGAAAGUGGAGAGAGAAAGAAGUGCACAGGUGAUAGAAGAACUGCGUUGUGAAAUAGAGCGGCUGAGAACAGCGGAGGAGACAGCGAGGAAGCGGUCACCAAGUGUGGACCCUCAAACAACACAAUCUGCAGAGCUACAAGCUACUAUUAGGCAAUUAAGAGAGGAGAAUAAAAACCUAGUUGAGCAAGUAGAAGACCUCCAAGCACAACUGUUGACGACACGACUGGAAGAAGGACGCACACUUGUCACAGCAACAAACAACAACUCGUUGGCUGCAGAGUUUGAGGCAAUGACUAGUGAAGAGGGUGCACUCUAUGGCAGUGACACAGUCGAAAAGCUCAAGAAGUCGUUGAAGGAUUCACAGGAGGCCAACCAACACCUGAGGGCUUACAUAGAUGGUAUUCUUCUCAACAUUGUGGAAAAUUACCCGCAAUUGUUGGAGGUGAAGCAGAAAUAAUAGCAAAGACCAAAGGAUUUUAUAUUAUAAGUUUUUUAAAAUGUCUCAAAUUUUAGUACUUUGAAUGAAUCAUUACUGAAACCAAUACAUAAUGUCUCAAUAGAAUAGUUUAAAUCAUGCUAUGCAGUGUUUUCUCUCACAUGUUCAAUAUUGUAAAGUCAUUGCAUUUCCCUUUUUUUCAUUUUAAUGGACUAAAUGGAAGUCCGUUUUUCCUGUAAUAGACAAAAUAAUUCUAAAUACUGCCGUUUCACUUUUAAGUACAGUUUAAAAUUUUAGGACAGUCGAGUUAAUCUUCAUUUUGUAUUUAUGGCGUGGAAUACAUGGGUGAUAAAAUAUGAGAAGAGAAACCUCAUGAAUCUACAGUACAGGGGUAUUGAUUUUUCUCUCUCCAGAGAGUUGGGUUGAGGUUUGAUGCCGACUGAUAUGUAAAAUGCACUCGCAUGGAAAUAGAUCAUUAUACUGUAUAUGGGUGUUAUUUUGGCAGGUGGGAUGAGGUUUAAAACUGGCAAUAUUUUACAUAUUCAGCAUUGAAGAGUCAUGUGCUGUAAUGUAUGUAUAUGGAAGAAUAGUUUCCAUCUAGUGAACGAACAUUAAAAUUCAUAAUAGAAUGCAGAUCAUUUUUAAAGAGUACUUAAUUUGAAGGUCUAGUUUCAGUCAUAGGAAUUUAAAUGUUUUGUUAACAAUUUCUGUUUUGAAUAAGUUCAGUUUACUGGCAGGUCCUCAAGGACUUGUAUACUUCACAGCUGUCAGUACAACCUGGAAGUGUGAGAAAAUCUUAGUGAUGAAAAUUGUGAUUGUGUAAGUAGCUUUGUGGUGGUCAUGCCAAACUCCUAUUAUACAGUAUUGGGAAAGGAACCAGUUUGGCUAUCGAUUCAAGGUAAACUUCACACCAAUGUUUUUUGGUAGGAUUUGAUUUUGACAAAGUCAUGUACACUCUUAAUUACUCGUUAUAUAUUUAUAUUGUUUAUAGUUAAAUUUUUCAAAUUGUGUGGAUACACGCAACAAAUUAAAAUGUUGAUACUUAUAUUGGACAGCUACAACACAUGUUGCUUUGCUGUGAUAUGUAGCGUUAAUUUCAAUAUCUUUAUGAGGAUACGUCUUUCAUAUUGCGAGUGUAAUUCAAUAUGAAAACCAUUCAGUAUUUCUCUUUAAUCUCCAGUUGUGUGGAAGAUAUUCCCUCAUAAUUGAUUCGAACAUGUACAGAUUUACAAAGUUUUAUGUUGUAUAAAGAUGUUAUUAUAAUGCAGUCAUUGUCUUGAUGAAUUGAAGGCAUAAUUAUUAUCUUUUAACUCCUUUAUGCAUACUUUUUUAAUCAUAUAAUCAAUUAUUUGCUUAGGUUUUGCUGCAAUCUUAAAGUCAACAACUUUGGUGUGUUACAAUCUGUGAUAACAACUACUUCUUGCACAAACCAAUCACUAGAACAUCUGUGCUUGAAGCUCUUGCCCCCUCAAUCUGAAGGGUAUUUUUACUUUAAGAAAAUUCAUAUUGUUAAAGUUAGUUAUAAUGAAGUCCUUGUUAGCAGCAGGAAGCUGUUCAGGAUCUCUAAAUUUAUAUUACGGUGACUAGCAGUCUUGGUCACAUUUAUUUGCAAUGUUAUCAGUUAAGUGAUCCAUCACGUGUGGUGGUCUUUCCAUAGUCACAUUUUACGUGGAACCGUCCAGUCUUUAUUUCAUAUUUAUUCUUUCCAGUUUUAUAUCCAGGAGAUGGAGCAGGUACUGUAGUCCUUCAGAAAAGAUAAUGUGAAAAUGUUCCUGAUUCAUUGUCUUGUACAUAAUGUAAAUAGGUAAUGCGUUAACUACUGAUGUACUCCCCUUAAAGAUUGUACGUACUUGUGAAAUGUGUAAUAACCUUUUAAAUGUCGAUUCAAGUUUGUAUGAAAGGAACGAUUGAAACAAUACAUUUAUUUUGUUGA